AACAAGACGUGACUCCGCACAGCGCUUUGAGACGCAUGGCAUAAUUUAACCACUACAAACCUUACGUACAGUAAUGAGAGUUGUUUUAUUUGGACUGUUAUGGGGCGUAUAUGCAUGCACAGGUGAGUCGUGGUAUACCAGUGUGCUUACGAUAUGCGGUUUAGCUGUUAACGUACUAGACGGAUUCGAAGGUUGGCUGUUCAUCUACUGUAUAAAUAGUUUGGAGAAUUAAUGCUUCUGUAAGAAUGGAGAGAAAUAAUUCCGAAAAGGCCAGAUUUCUAAAUUUGUAGUGAAGAAACUGGCAGAUUGAUAUUACGAAUAUUUUGAUAAAUGCUGAAUAUUCGAAUUUAAUUUCUCAUUGAUAUUGCACCUGCGGUGACCAAUUUUGUAUAUAGAAUGCUCAACACAGCAUAUUGGGGGAUGAGUGUAGGAUUCCAAAAUAUAACAUGGAUCAAUUCUCAGUAUUUUAACUUCUCAAGUUACACAUGAUAAUGCUGAACACAGCAUAUCUGGAAUGAGUAUAGUGUACGAUUCCGGAAUGCAAUUUGUCAGCUAUACAUGUAAGUCAGGUUUCGCACGUGAAAUAAUAAACAUAGGACAAACUAUAAAACGAUUCUAGAGUGUCAUGCGGGACGAAUCAUGUGUAGGCAUCGUAUUUCAGAACGUAUUACCAAUUUAGCAGCUGUCUUGAGAUGCAAAUCAGUGCCAACAAAACGGAAGUACAAAACUGAAGACUUGUUUACGGAAAUUCUAAAAAGAUUCUUUAUCCUCUUUUAGAAUAUUUUCUUGUGCUUUGCGAUGGUCGUUAAAAAUGUAUGUUUAAUUUAAUAAGUUCCUAAUAUAUCAAAAUUACUGCUGACGAGCAAUGUGCUGCAUGCGGCAAAGACAAAGAGCGUUGCAAACAUGAAUAGGUUAAAUGCCUAUAAAACAUGGGACCAGUUGUAUAAAACUCUUAAUCACUUUUUUAAUCACUAUUUUGUAGUUAAAUUGUGAUUAACUCUCGGAUAGGCGCUUCUUAUUGGAUGACGUUUCCUCUUAAUCAUAGUUAACUUUAAUCACUUUUUUAUACAACCAGCCCCUGAAGAUCGAUCAGACAAGAUCGUGAAACUCAGGGUAGCGAAAAAGCAUUGUUAUUUUAAGAUAUUUAUAAUUUUAAUUAUAUAGGGUGUAUGAAAAAAAGGAGACCUUUAGAAAUAAUUUUGACAAGCAUAUUGUUAAAAUUUGAAUGCCUUUUCAAUUGCACAUAUGCUGAACCGUGGUGCGUGAAAUUUUGAUGUUGUGCAUAUAUUAGAAAAAGGAGACCUUUAGAAACCAACCAUUGUUGUAAUUUGAAUCCUGGAGCACUUUGCUAAGCCCACGAGUGCGUAACGUCCAGUAUGCAUGGCAGAUUGUUCCCAGGAGCAGACAAUCUUUUGUUUAAACGUUAUUUCAAUUUCUAAAGAUCUCCUUUUUCUAAUAUAUGCACCCAUCAAUAUUUCACACACUACGGUUCAGCAUAUGUGCAAUUGAAAAGGCACUAUUUCAAUUUUAACAAUAUGUUUGAUUUUUAAAGGUCUCAUUUUUUUUAUACACCCUGUAUAUUAUAUUAGGAAUUUAACUAUAUAUUAACUUGGGGAAUUUUGAGAGAAUACUCGAGAAGCGUGUAAAACACUCGGCUACACCCCGUGUUUUACACGCUUCUCCCGUAUUCUCCCAACAUUCCCCGCGUGCAUUAUCACACCACACAAACGCACGCGCCUCGUUUUCUAUUUCUUAAACAUAUAUAUAUAUAUAUCUAGAACGAUGCUCUACCGUCUGAGCUGCAAGGUCAAGCUGAGAUCAAGCUUUACGCAUUGAAGGACUAACCUCCGAAAUGCAACUUACAUCAUAACUUAACAAGUCGUUCUCAGCUUGACCUUGUAGCUCAGACGGUAGAGCAUCGUUCUAGAAAUGCGAAGGUCGCGGGUUCGAAUCCCAGCCGCGGUCAAGUAGAAUUUUCUGCUUGCCCGGUUUGGUAUACACUCGUCUGAAAACAACUCAAAAAACCGCUACAUAACCGCUACAUCACAUAGAAGACAAACUUGAGUUACCUCACAUGAACUUUAUUUCACUACAAAUUUGUUUCCUAUGACAAGAAUGACAAGUCUUGCCACACUCAUCAAGUGAAUUUAAAUAACGCGCUAUGUUGUUGCCUAGGAUAUAUACUAUGUACAUGUUUGAGGUCAAAAGUAUUAUAUUACAGUGUUAUUUAUAAUCUAUUUAUUGCCCAACAGGAAUUUUCCGGUGUCUACAUUUCGACAAUUUAAGAGCCGAGUUGAUAUAACUCAAUGUCAACAUGGGAAAUUUUCCGCCGCCAGUAGUAGUAAACACGGAAAUGUUUCUUAUCCUUCGGGCUUUUGACAUUGCUAUAUUAUAAGUACUAUUUAAAAAACGAGCAGGAGUGUGUUAUUAGGUUUAAAGCCACGAGCGCGCAGCGCGAGUGGCUUUAGACCUAAUAAAAAACGACCUGCGAGUUUUUUUAAAUGGCUUCAAAAACGUUUGCAUAAUAAGUCAAAUCUUUAUAUAAAGAUCUUUAUAUAAAAAUCUUUAUAUAAAAAUCUUUAUAUAAAAAUCUUUAUAUAAAAAUCUUUACAUAGUUUGCAUAACAAUGGUCUUUUGUUAAAGUGUUCUUUAGCUGGUAUAAAGACGUAUGCACGUGACUAAUUUCAUAGUACUCAAGAUUGGAUAAUUGCUUCAUGAAUUAUUAAUGACUAGUUUUUGAAGAAAAUAUAAAACAUUUUUACCGUAUUGAUAUAUAGUUAGCUAUAUCAACACUCGUGGAAGUUGGGAAAACUCGAAAUUGUAUGAAAACACUUCGCCCUUCGGGCGUCGUGUUUCCAUACAAUUUCUCGUUUUCCCAAAUCCACUCGUGUUGAUAUAGCUGUAUAUUAACACGGAAAAUGUUUUAUAUUUGUUAUUUAACUUAAACAGCAAUGUAAACGAACGUAAACAACAAUGCUUAAACUAUCGCGGCCGUGGCUUUAAUCACGAUUUCAGUGAUUGAGUGACAACUUGUGCAAUCGAAGUGUUCAGCUCAGCGUAAAUUGAACGAGUGUACGGAUUCCAGAAUAGCUUGUCACGGAAUCAGAUUUGGGGCAUCUUUUGCAAUGGGAAUUAUGUUUGACAAACUAGAAUGAAAAAUUUCAUGUGGUGUAAUUUGUUGUAAGCGUAUUUCCAGAAUGUAUAAAAGUCAGUUUACUGUCUUUAUGUAUAUCUAACUGAAGUCCUAAAAUAACCAUCACAUAUUUGAAAAUAUUCUAAAAGGAACUCUUUGAUCAGUGUUCACAAGGUUUGAUGAUGCACUUACUGUAUCUAUUUACCUGAGCGAUAUAUAAAACGUCGGUAAGAAAAUUAAAGGAUACACCAGCUAUAGUUGUUGUUCAUGGUUAUAGUAUAUUUGUUGUUGAUGCAAACUGCUUUCUGAACAUAUAUAUUACAAGUACGUAUGCCAAUUCAAUACGCAUUAACAUUCCAAACUAUGCUGAUGCAUUUAGGAAUUACAGCCUUCAAUAGGUACCUAAACAAUCUAUAUUUAUCAAAAAUUUCAUGAAAUGAACGGAUUUGUGAAAAUGAGAGCAGUUUCAAAAUUGUCUAUUUUUUAAUUCACCCUGUGAAACAAAAGAAUAUCAUUAGCAGGCAUUGUAUUUGAGGCGUGUUCAGUCGCCAACCUUGCCUCUGUAUCUUUCUCUUAUCAAUCUCAAGAGAUUGAUUGCAAUUCAUGCAGCCACACUUAACUGGUUCAAUUUGAUUGCCAGUAAUUUCAAUAUCAGCUUCAAGAUAGCUAGCUUUCUUAAGCGAAAACCAACAUCAUUGUGCUUUACAGCAUGUGAGUUUAUCGCAGUGUGUCUAUGUUUUCUGCAUGGUUUAUUAAUGGAGAAAAUUUCCUUUUUUAGGUGAACUGGGCAUUGUUUCAUCCUCGUCCACCGUGGCAAAAGACACCUGUGAUGCUACUGAAGGAAGUUGUGAAGGUGCAGUAAUUUUAAUGCUUAAACUAUAUUAUAUCACCAUAGAAAUACAUACAUGCAACAACCCCUCGCCUAUAUUUUCCAAACCAUGAUUUAACAGGAAGCAUUUGUACUAUACAUGCAAGAAUAAAUUUCCGAUAGAUAUAUAUAUAUAUAUAUAUAUAUAUAUAUAUAUAUAUAUAUAUAUAUAUAUAUAUAUAUAUAUAUAUAUAUAUAAUAUAUAGGUAUGUUAAUUCUUUUGUAUUUUGUGCGCUCUUAAUUCAUUUAAAAUUUAAUCUAAUCUGAACCGCUUCGUAAAAUGUUUUGAAAUGUUCAUUGAUUGUAAUAAUAACUUUUUUUGCCAAUAAGUUGUAAGUUCAAUUUAUAAUGGUAAUUGAACUGAGUGGAGUGCAAUUUGGACUGUUUGAUUUCAGUCCAAAAUUGAAUGGCAUGAAGUUCAAUUUCCACUUUAUUAUAUUCAUUUUGAAAUCCUAAACUUUUUUGGAAUCCGAAACGUUCUUGUUUGCAAAAGACAUACCUCCGCCUCCGGCAUCUCCCAGAGUGCUGUAGCAUAGCGACAAUAAGUGAACAAGAUGAGCUUAGUUUAUUAAAUUAUAAUUUAUACGCGCAAAAUACUGCAAAUUUGCUAAAGAAAUGAGGACAUUUAUAAAGAAUGAGAGACAACACAAGUAAUUUUAAACUUAUUGUAGGUUUUACCAGUGAUUUAAAAGAGUUUUGGUGCAAUUUUGUGCGUUUAAAAUUGGAAAUACGAUGGGCCAAUUUACCUUUGUUGACACUUUAAAUUUGCUUUUGUUGGCGUUUUGACCAUAUUUGAUAGAUUAUGUUGUUAAUUUGCCCGUUAAUAUUUUGCGAAAUUUGAAAAUUCUUUGCAAUUCUUUGAUAGUUUACUGUAGCUAUCCAUAUGUGUUUGUUUUUAUGUGCAAAAAAUUGCUUAAAAAUCAUUCAUGACAUAUAAAAUUUUUUGUUUUCGCUCAUUUGCCAUAUCACAUUUUUCUUAAAAUUGAUUUGCUGUUUGAAUCCUAUAAUUAAAUGUAAUUGGUUGGCUGAAGUCAGCACUCUAAUCUGUUUGGUGGAAAGAAGGUGCGAUUUCAGCACAAAUCGCACUGAAAUUGCACUCCUGGGAACAAAUCAGAUUGCAGGAAACACCAUUGAUUUCAAAAUGAACAUAAUAAAUUGAUUUAUUAUUAGCAUGACAAAAUUACUGGAUGCUGAUUGAUUGAGAGGAGUACAAUUAUUUUAUUAAUUAUUUAUCUUCUGUAAUCAGUGGCAAAUACUGCAAUUUCAUUGGCUUACAGGAGUGUGAUUUGAGCAUUAAUCGCACCUUUUCUGAACUGUAAUCGCACCCUUGUCGACAGCCAAUGAAAAUCAGCCUAGUAUUUACAACUGGGAAGAGAUUAUUUCGCUGGCCUCAGAGUGACAAAACGUAACAAGGAAACGGUUUUACUAACACUAACCCUACUCCAAACACCAACUCCAAUCCUAACCCUAAUCCUUACCCUAACCCUAAGCUAACCCUACUCCAAAUUUGUUUCUAAACCAAUCAUGAACAAAAACGUUUUGAAGAAAUGUCAUUUUGAGGUCAGCGAAAUAGUUGAUGCCGGGUUCCUGUGAGUUAUGUUCGUAUGGUACGUCUAACAACGAGCCAGGUGGAGUGAAGUUCACACCAAACAGGGACAAAUAAAACUUUAUAAAAGACCAUAAAAUAGGUGUAAAAAGCAGUGUUUGAGCAGCUGAUUGUGAAAUCGAUCAAGUAGCAAAGUUAUCCCCAGAAGACAGACAAGAAUAUGAGAACUCUUUAAAGAUAACAAAAACGCCUAAACGUUACGCUCUUAGAAGUAGACCGUACUAAAUUGUGUAAAACGUUUUGAAGAAAUAAAUGUGUUUUAAAUCUAAAUUCUUGUGUAAAUUUUUGCCCGCAAAGCCAUGCCGCCGCGUAAUAAAUCUAUCCGCAAUAAUCCUUUAACGACUGUUAAUGACAUUGGCAGCACACAAUUUCGAUACCUGCAAGACAAAAUUUCGAUACAUAUCGCACACAAACAAUAACUCUCUGUUCGUAUUCUUUCUGUUUCAUGUUCGCUUCCUGAAAUAUAAACUUGUAUCCACAUGGGGUGGGCGGGUUAAUGUCUUUUUAAUGACAGUGUAAUAUGCCAAUAGCAAUCAUAACAACGGCGUUGACAAGCAUGUUAACUUAGCAACUGCUUCGUUCUGUUUAAAUUAUGUCGCGAUUUUUUAUUUCUGCUUGGAAACGUAUUGCUCAAAACGGCUCCUUUCAGAGCCAUUAAAUUCAUUAAAAGAAUUAAAACUAAUUUCGAUUGCGUGUUGAAAAUAAGAGAGGGAUUAGGACUCACAACGUGCUACAUGGUUGUAAGGAAAACAAUUUUCUACCGUACCAGGCUCGAACCAUGCAGUGACCUGACGAAUACUGAUUUGGUAAUAAUUACAGUCCCUUGCUCUACCAAAUGAGCUAACGGUAGAUUUUAAAAACGUUACUAACUUCUAUUUCAUUUAUAUAUGCAAACUAUCAGAAACCUCUUGUCGUUUUAUUACAAAUUUGUCAGAAACUAGGUGUGAAGCUAAUUGGUUGCGUUACCUGUCAUAUUUGGCCCAGGCUUGCCCAGCAAAGUGACGCCUAGAUUUUGCAUACUAAUUACUUCCGACACCAAAUUAGACAUGCAUACUAAUUACUUUCGACACCAAAUUGGAUUUGCACACUAAUUACUUCCGUCCCUAGGUGGGGGGAUUACUACUCACACCUUAUCGCUUUUGCGUCAUAUUGUCUUUCAAUUAUAAUAUGUCGAAUCUACAAGAAAAUAUUCAAAUUGAAUAUUUUGAUUAUUUUACGCAGAGAUCGGAGAGUGUUCUAAUUGCGACGAGAAUGCUGGAUGCAUAUACAACAAAGGGAGUUUCAAAUGUCAAUGUAACGCAGGAUACGUGGGCGACGGAAAAACUUGCACAGGUAAAUUUGAUCUGAAUUAGAAACAGCGCCGAAUUCGGCGAGCAGGGCGACAGCAAGGUGCAGGGCUGUCACUCCUUCAUGCUAUGAAUUCAUCAGAAUAAUAGACUUUAACAGUGUUUAUUUAAUUACUUUUUAUUGGUACAUAUUAUGUAUAUAUUUAUAAGACUAUUAUAAAUUGAUAAGAAAGUGACAGGGUCUGAAUAAACGAUACCCUUAGAUUUAAUAAAACUUCCUUUAAUUUGGGGCAUGGCACGUUUUAUGGUUAAAAUUAAUAAGCCCUUGAUAUUAAUCUUUAGCAUCACGCGAAAUUACACAUUAAAAUAAGCUUUGUUUUUUCUCUUGUUUAUUUUCUGAAAAAAAAUAUAUAAAUAAAUACUUUGGGAAUCCUGUUCUUUCAUAAUAUAAUGGCAGUUGCGAGCCAGUGAAAGCUGUAUUUCAUCCACAUUGCAAACCAUUUAUUCAACAAGAGAUGGUCAAGAGAGGAAGGCGAGCUAAUUUUAAAAUGUUUCCUUGCUUAUGCCCAUCAAUGUCAUCUAUAAUGCUGCCAUCAGUAGAAGUUUCAAAUUUCUUGGAAUCUAUAUACUGCAUUUAUAUUUACCUAUCUUUAAAAUAUUAUUAUAAUAUUUUUAGGUAUUAUAUUGAAACUUAAAUUUCUUUAUAAUUUUCCCAAAAAUUUCGUUUCCAAAAAUUUCAUCCCCUUUCAUUUCCUUGAAGUGAAAAUGCUAAUUUCGACAACGACGGUUGUUCAUAAUUAUAUGCAAUCAUAGUCGUAAUUUCGUUGAAAAGAAUGAAUAAUUAAUAAACCGUAUUGCAAAGCUGGUAGAAUUCGAAGACUUGCCUCAAAUUUUAUUCUCAAUGUAGAAUUUUCUACUCCAAACAGUUGCUAUUAUUCAACAGGCGCAAGAUUUUGGAUUUGGUUUUUUACUCUAAAAUUAAUUAUCCACUAUCUGGUAUUAGUAUAAACCUACUAGUAGGCUAUCACAUACCGUGCCUUCUGAUUCGCUACGCUACUAGUAGGCUAUUAGUGAUAGCCUACUAAUAGAAAUUUUAAAAUGGCAGAAAAUUCGCGUUUCGCACUUUUGCCGAAGUGUCUGAUGAUUUUUUGGACGCCUUGUUGAACAAUUCUGUACUAAAAAUACCCCGAAAAAAGCAACAAAAGUAUGGAAAGCAAUUUUUAAGGGUAAGAAAAUAGACAAAAUAACAUACACUCAAUGAAAUUUUAAAAUCGAUUAAAACUGAAUUUUGUAAAACAUUUUACGCCAACAAAAACUAGAAAUUUGUUUACCUAAUGGUUAUGGUAUAAUGUUUUUUUUUUUUGUAUUUUUGUAUUGUGUUUGCAGCCUAGUUGUAAAUUAAUGUUAAAGUUUACACUGAAACAAUUAGACAACUCGGUCUCGUUGUCUAUGAGCAAAUAGUCAACCCGGCUUCGCCUCGUUGACUAUUCGCUCAUAGACAACUCGGCCUCGUUGUCUAAUUGUUAAUUAUUAUUCAGUAUUCAAAAGAUUCACGAUUUCUGAUUGGCUAACAGCCAACUGCAAAAUCAUCUAUCUAAGCAACGGCUGACUAAAUAUAGAGUUUUUACAUAAUAUAAAACGAGUGACGUCAUAGGCUUAAAUAUUAAAAAUGAAAUUCGCCAAAACAAUAUGGCACCGCCUUUGCUAUGUUUGCAGGUUUUAAGGAAACAACUUUUAAAAUAUUAAAGAAGAAAUAUAAUCGAAAAAGCCAGGAAAGAUUUUGAAACAUCUUAAGGUACUUAUGAAAGACAAAAGGAAAGAUUUGGUAAAAAUAAAUGGUCAUUAAAGACUGAUUAUUUCGAAGAAUGAAAUCCACAGGUUGCAUGCAGAUGUCUUUUUCAUCUUUUUAAUAAAUAACAGAACAAUAAUGAAUUCGACUUUCGUCACAUAUGAAGAAUUUUCAAGCCUCCAGUUUGCCUUGACAACCUCUGGUUUCGGAUUCGGCCGAUAAGACAAACUUCUGUUUUCGUAAUUCUUCAUAUCAUGCUCAACCACAUGCAAUAACUGUUAAAUAAUGGAUCGACGUGUAGAAUCCAAAAUCAGGAGAGCCAAACCGAAGCAGGCAGUCUAGUCUAGUCUAGUCUAGUCUAGUCUAGUCUAGUCUAGUCUAGUCUAGUCUAGUCUAGUCUAGUCUACUUACAUUCCAACCUCCUGGCAUAAACGCUCGUUUUUAGGAGGAAGAACUAGGCCGUGCUUUAACAUGGACAAUUUAAUAUAAUUCUAAUCUGACUACCCUUCAAAGUUAAUAUUUCCUCGCAUUAGGAAUUUGAUCCUGCAUAUCCAAGAACAAUCAAAACUAUACCUGUAUCAUGGUAACAACACCCGAAUUAUGCCACAGCCUAUCGAUUGCUGCUGUCACCACUUAAUUUUGUAUUGUAUAUAAUCAUAAUUUGUACCCACGUUAGUUGGCUCACAUUAUUGCAGUUGGCUCAUAUUGUUGCAGCCACAUUGCCUAUUCUUAUGUAGCUUGUGCGUUUAGUGCAGGCGGGUGAAGAGAAGGCACUGGACAAUAAACACUCUGUUGAUGUAAUUUAUCUUGAUUUCCAAAAAGCGUUUGACAAGGUAUCUCACCAUUUAUUGCUCCGUAAAUUAAGCAAACACGGUUUCUAUGGUUCUAUUUUCAACUGGUUUAAAAGUUACUUAUCAGGAAGGAUCCAACGAGUUGCGCUUGACGGUCAUUAUUCUGAAUGGCUCGAUGUGACUUCUGGAGUUCCACAGGGAUCUAUUCUCGGUCCACUGCUCUUUAUAUUGUACAUUAAUGACCUUCCGGAUCAAAUUCAGCAACCAACAGAAAUGGCAUUAUAUGCUGACGACUCAAAAUUAUAUAGAACAAUAAAAUCGGAUGCGGAUACUGAAAAUUUACAGUUAGAUUUAAAUGAAAUGAACUCUUGGACAGAAACGUGGCGUAUGCAAUUUAAUACAAAUAAAUGUAAAGUUAUGAGGUUGUCGCGAAAAAAAAUCCAAUCGCACGUGAGUGAUUACAUAUUGGGACACGAAUCUCUCGAAUUGGUAAAAACCACCAAAGAUCUUGGAAUAACUGUGAGUGACGAUGUUCGUUGGGGGAAGCAUAUUGCAGAGAUUACGGCAAAAGCAAAUCGAACACUCGGGUUGAUCAAAAGAACCUGCAGAGAUUUUGAAGAUCAAACUGUCAGGAAGCUCCUCUACCUUACAUUGGUUCGGCUGCAGCUGGAAUUUUCAUCAGAGUUGUGGUCCCCGUCAGAAGUAAAAUACCAGCUUAUGUUGGAAGCGGUGCAACGACGAGCUACAAAGUUUAUUUUAAAUUACCCUGACACUGGAUAUAAAGAACGUUUGAUAAAACUUAACCUUCUACCACUUGAUGUCAGGAGAAGUAUGAAAGACUUGUUAUUCUUUCAUAAAUGUAGAACAGGUCUAUUGGAUAUACAUUUACCAGAUUAUGUACAAAGUCGACUUGCUCCUAAAUAUAACAUUAGGUCACAUGACGUGAAUAAUUUCACUGAACUUAAAUGUAGAACUGAAUAUUUUAAAAACUCGUAUUUUCCUCCAGCUGUGACAAUGUGGAACUCGUUAGAUAGUGAUCUCAAAGCAAUUGACAGCUCUAGUAUUUUUAAGUCUAGACUUCUUAAGAAAUUUUAUAUAGAACUUAAUGUUUAUGAACUGCCACAUAUGUAGUUUGCAGAGUGUUCCACUAGUUGUUAAUAUGUAUAUAUAAAUAUAUAGUAGCAAAUGUUAGGUAUAUAUAAGCUCUUUAAUAGGUUUUUAAAUUGGUAGUCAUGUUCAAUUGGGGCAAUGCCCUGUUUGGCCACCAGUUGUUUUUUUUUAACUAAUUACUACAUUCUUGUAUUUAGCAGUAUAUAUAGUAGUGCUUGGAUGAUGCAAGUGUGUAUGAUUUUUCUUCUAAAGCAACAAAGUUAUUAAAACAAAAACAUCUGAAGAGUGCCACGUUAUUUCCCUGGUACGAAAAUAGUUUGUGUUGGGUUUUAAUUAAAAAAAAAAACAAUGAUAGAGUGCUCGAUGGAUAACCAGAGCAUAAUAGAAAGACACAAAAACUUAGCAAGCUUUAUUUGACAUAUUUAUUACUAUACAGUUUCGUACCACGUAAAUAACGUGGCACUCUUCAUGAUCAGAUAAAAUAGCCUAUUGAAAAAAUAGAGGAUGCGUAGCCAGGUUGAGACAUUAUUUAUUGAAACGUUCUCUGAAUUAAUAUUUAAUUCUACGAGCUUUCGAUUAUCAGUCCAUAGCCUUCGACGGGUGUAUAUAAAUGAUUCUAUAAAGGACGCUAAACUUAAGUAGGUGGUAUGAAAUCUGAGACUAUCUAUGCUAUGUUACAUAUGGGUAAUAUGAAUAUUUAAUUAAUUAAUGUUUCUUGAGUUCCUUUAUUAAAAGUAUUGUGUAUUGUGCUGCAAGCGUAUUAGAGUUAUUAUCAGCUUCGUCUGUUAUUGCAAUGUGCCAGGUCUCUAAGGUUUUGAGGUUUCUAUGAUUUCCCUUGUCUAUCACUUUAGCAUUGGUAAAGUCAAUUACAUGAUCUUGAGUCCAUGCGUGUUUUGCAACAUUCGAUCCCUUCUUGCUUUGUUUUACAUUUCUACGUGUUAAGACUUUUUCGUCUCCAGGGAUCUUCCUGUUUCGCCUCUUUAGCUCCAACUACAAUCUUGACACGGUAUUUGGUAGACCACGUUCUUUUGCUCUUCAAUUGGUGGUUUCUGUUUUGCACAUGGAAACUGGCGUUCGGGGGUUUUCACUGGCUUAUUGUAAACUUUGAUGUCAUGUUCUUGGAGUGUUCUGGCUAGGGGUUCGGUUAGUCCUUUGAUGAAAGGUAGAACCGCGAUUCCUGCAGGUGGCGACCUUUCUUCGACUACUUCGAAAAAUGACCGGACUAACUCUUCAGGGCUUACCACAGUUUUGUUCUUACGUUUUUUUUUUAUCAAUCCUGAAAUUAAUUACUUUGGAUAGCCAUUUGAUGCCAGAACUGUGGUUACAUGAUUUAGUUCUCUUUCUUUGCUUUCGUCUUUCUUUGCUUUUGUCCUUGAUUUCGUCAGUCUCAAGGAUCGUUUGAUAAAUGAUGUUGCAGUACUAAUUUUAUGUUUUUGGUCGUGGUGUGAUGAAGCAGUUUCAGUAACGGUGUGAGUGGGUUUGCGGUAAACUUCAAUAGGAAUUAUGCUGUCCCUUCUAGAAAUUAAUGUGUCAAGGAAAGCGAUCUUUCCGUCCUUUUCGUUUUCAAUAGUAAAGUUAAUGUAUGGGUCAAUGGAGUUUAGUGUGUCAUGAAAAGAUGACAUGUUAGUCUUUUUUAAUAUGAAAAAACAAUCGUCUACAAAACGUUUCCAAACUUUAGGUGGUGAAUUUGCGUCUCGGAUGACCUGUUCAUCUAUCGCUUCCAUGCACAAGUUAGCAAAAAUUGCGCUAACAGGGCUGCCCAUGGCACAUCCAUGAAUUUGUUUGUAGGUGGUGUUGUUAUAAACGAAAAAACUAUUAGAUAAAACAAAAUAUAGAAGUCGAAUGAUGUCGUCAAUGUCGAGUUGAGUUCUGUCAGGAAGUGUCGGAUGGUUUUCAAAGUUUGUUCUAAUAAAUUUGCAUGCUUUGUCAACAGUAAUGGCUGUAAAGAGUGAGACCGCGUCAAAUGAAUUCAUAGAUUCGUCUUCGUCUAUGGUAAUGUUUGAAAUUUUGUGUUGAAUUGAGUAGAGUUGGCUACUGAGAAGCCGUUUUUGUUUUGAAGUGAAGAUAGUAUUUUGGUAAAGAAUUUGGAAGUUUCGUAAACAGUUGAGUCGAUACAAGUAACUAUAGGUCUAAGUGGGUAACCUACUUUGUGAUGCUUGAUGGAGCCUGUGAUGGCUGGAGGGAUUGCGUCACUUGAGUGUAGCUUACGGUAAGUAUUCUCGGAAAUUUUCUAUUGAUUCUUCAGGUUAAGUAGCAUGGCAUUUAGCUCACGUUCUACUCGUUUGAAUGGUGGCUUAGGUAUCACAGCGUAGGUCGCUUCAUCUUUCAAUAGGUUUUCCAUCUUCUUGUCAUACUCGUCUCGGUUCAUGACGACUAAACUAUUACCUUUGUCGGUUUUCAUGAUAAUUCUUGUCGUGUCCUGUUUCAAGUCUUUCAGCGCUUUUCUUUCGUUGAUGUUUAUGUUUUUGUGCGGAGGGAUGCGGGCUCGGUCUAAGAUGGAAGCUGUAUUUGUCCGUAUAAUGUCUUUAGUUUCGUCUGGUAGAUCUUUGAUCGCUGUUUCAACUUCCGCAAUGAUGUUUUUGUGUGCAAUCUUUGCAGGUGUGAUGGCGAACUUCGGUCCUUUUUCAAGAAGGGAGCGUUCUGCGUCGGUAAGAGGUUUCUUCAAUAGGCUUAUCACGGAGGUAUUCCGCUUUGUGGCAUUCGUUUCUUUUAGUCGAGUCAAAUCACUAUCAGUACAUGGUCCUGAUCAGAGUAAUCGCAAUAUUUUUUUUCAUUGGUAAAAUGUGAGAAAAAAUGUUCUGAUUAACAUUAAUAUUAAAAAUCCCAAACAAACCCUUCGGUUGAACAUGGUAAAAACCGAGUUUUUCUUACUUCUAUUUAUAGAAAAACCAUUGUGGACAAAAUGUUGAAAUUUUGAAAUUAUUUUUUUGCGAAUAUAACUUGCAUCCAUUGGAAAGUUAAGAAAAAACUAUAUAUAGAUCAAUUAAACGGUUACCUUGCUUUUGCCUAUCCAUCCGAAGUUAUACAAGAUUUAAAAUGCUAAAAAUUUGUUUUUUUAUGCAAAUUUUGCGCUAUUUUUCCAACUUUGAGCUAGAAUAACGACAAACUGGCUACUAAAUUGAAUAUAACGGUUUAAUUGACCUUUCUAUAGUUUUGUUUAAGCUUUCCAAUCAUGUAGAUUACAUUUGCCUAAAAAUGAUUUCAAAAUUUGAACAUUCUGUCCACAAUGGUUUUCUAUAGGUAGAAGUAAGAAAAACUCGAUUUCCGCCAUGUUCCACAGAAGGGAUUUUUUUUAUUUUUAGUAUGUUAAAAAGGACACCUUCCCCAACAUUUUACCACUGAAAAAAAUUAUAUUGCAAUUUUAUUGAUCUCUGGUCACAGGUUGACUGGACUAUUUGUUAUAUUCAUUGUUCAAAUUGGAAAGGAACUCAAGAAACAUUAAUUAAUUAAAUAUUCACAUUACCCAUUUGUAACAUAGCAUAGAUAGUCUCAGAUUUCAUACCACCCCCUUAAGUUUAGCGUCCUUUAUAGAAUCAUUUGUAUACACCCGUCGAAAGCUAUAGACUGAUAGCUGAAAGCUCGUAGAAAUAAAUAUUAAGUCAGAGAACGUUCAAUAAAUAAAAUAGGCUAAAAUAAAAAUAUAUGGCUAGUUGUCAAUUCACAUACUCAAGUCUCAACCCUCAAAAAACACCCAAGCUUCUGCAGCUACUUUUGCCAGUUGUCUAUAUGGUUGACUUAAACCAGCUGCAACUGGCAGAGGCGCGUCCACGAAGGGAGAUCGGAGGGAUGCGUGGGUAUACCCCGGCCGAAUUUUCAGUCUAAAAAUUCUUCGUUUUCAUACGCCAAUCUGGAUGUCCAAUCUGAAUGUCCUAGCUUCACAAGCGGCUUUCCUUGUUAAUUGACCAUUUGCGUAAUAGACAAAAUUUUGAUCUAAACAAGUCUAGACAAAUAUUUCAUCACAGCUUGAAAGAGCAUCACAAAAUUAGUAAUAUUCCAAACUGUUGUUGCGAAAUGUUGAAAAAUGCGGAAAAUAUAGCUUUGCGAAGUUUGCAAUUUUCAGCCAUUUUAGAUUACAAACGGGAAAUUGACAGCCUAAAAGCGUAUCGGGCUGUCAAUUUCCCGUUUGUAAUCUAAAAUGACCGAAAAUUACAAACUUCGCAGGGCUAUAUUAUCCGCAUUUUACAACAUGUCGUAUUAACGAAACUUUGGAAUAUUACUAAUUUUGUGAUGCUCUUUCAAGCUGUGAUGAAAUUUUUGUCUAGAUCAAAAUUUAGUCUAUUACGCAAAUGGUCAAUCAGGCCUUACGUUUUGUCUCUAUUGUUGUUAAACUAUGUUAUGAUGAGUCUAAAAAAAUAUUUAUCUAUUUUGUGCAGACAUUAACGAGUGUUCGCAUCAAUUGUGCAAUGGCAAGUGCAUAAACACAGAUGGAUCUUACGAAUGUCAAUGUAACACAGGAUAUAUUCUUGCGGCUGAUAGACACAGUUGCAUAAUAGGUAAAUUGAAAUAUUAUAUACUUUGUGCCCUAGGUAUAUGGUCUAGCGGUGAGAAAAUCAAUUGCUUUAAUAAUUGGUAAAAAUUCAAUAUUAGAAUCGAGAAAUAAUUUGUAUUUCUGUAGGAUUGACUAUGGGGCGACUACAACGGCAAGACUCGCCAUUUUUUACACAGUCAGGCCAUUUCGAAUUGAUCUAUGUUAUGGCAGUAAAUUUUAAAAUAGUUUAAGCUUAAUUACAGCCCCCAUCAGGAGGCGCUGUGUGCAUAAUUUAAAAUAUAUUAAUUUAGAAAUGUGACGAUUUUUACGAUUUUGGCCUUGAUCGGGACAAAAAUAUGUUAGUACUGAAUAUUAACAUUCCCCCUUCUCCGUCUGUUCUAUAUUACGAAAGUAAAAUGUGAUUAUUACUAAUAAUAAUAUACAUAAAGAUAUUACUCGACUGUGAUUGGUUGCAUGAUUUCAGUGCAGUUAAUCCCAAACAGCAGUGCAAUUUUCUGUAAUCACAGUGCAAUUUUCUGUAAUCACAGUGGAAUUUUUUGUAAUCACAGUGCAAAAAUCUGUAACAAACUGAUCUGAUUGGUGGCAUGGAAAAACAUUGUGAUGAUUAAAUCAACCAAUCAGUUUAAGGCAGUUUAGUUUUAAAGAAGUAACGGUCACAGAUUGCCUCAAAACAAAACAACAUGGCGCCGCGCUACACAAAGUAAAAGUUGCCUUCGCGUGGAAAAUAUGGCUUUUAUCUUUAUUUUUAAAUGGAAAAGCAUUUACCUUAAACAAGACUAACAAAAAAUACACAGUUGAGUGGAAUUUUCAAGCUGUUAGCGUUGUAUAAUGUGAUAAAACAAAGCCAGGAAAACUUUUUGCCAGUGGAAUGUUCGCUAUAAACGCGUAAGUUAAAACUACAAUUGUCUCGAACAUUUUUAUGUAAAUUAUUAAUAAGUAAUAGCAUGGUUUCUCGUGAAAUUUGGAUAAACAUGCACUCGUGAGUUUUUCAAAGACCUCAAAUAGCACUCGUCCUUCGGACUCGUGCUAUUUUGAGGUCUUUGAAAAACUCACUCGUGCAUGUUAUAUCCAAAUUGCACUCGAAACCUAUACUUACAAUCAACAUGGAUUGGAAUAUAAAAACAUAGUAAUAUCUAGCCCGUUCGCAGCCCGACAUUUCGUUCUUUUGCGCUUCAAAUUUUCGGGUGGGGGCUGCUGAGCAGGCUAAGUGGCCUAAUACCUACAUCGGCGAUUAUUCUCUACUUAUAUCAUCGCAUAAAAUCCUGUAUUUUCAGCUUGGAAGUCCUAAAAUUUUUGGGAGGAAAAUUCAAGACUGACAUCUGCAUCUACAGUAUAUUUGUUCUGACUAUAUUAAUGCCGGUUGCAUGGUUGCUGAUAAUUCUGGCGUGAUAAAAACAUAACGCAACAGCAUAGUUCGCGUUCCCUGUGCCUGUUUUGUGGAUUGUCUAUGCACACAGACAUCAACUUAUCAUUCCUUUCUGACUUAAUUCUUGCGAUUCCCUUUACCCAGGAAACUGCCAUCAACACGAUCCAUUUUGAAUGGCCUCCUUCAAUUCGUAUUCUGCAUCCUGCCAUAUUCUGUUGUCUCACCCAUAAUCUUACACAAUACAGUAGAUAGAGAUGCAGAUAUUGCACAGCACAUUCCCUAUCAGGGUUUUUCAGUGACUGGUUACAUUGUGAAUAGAUAGAUAGAUAGACAGAAACGGAACUGACGUGAAGCAGACCAAGGUAGAUUGUGAGCUUACAAAUGAUGCUUUAAUUAAGCAGCCGCUAUUAGUCCAUACCUCAUUAAUGACGUGCCGCCUGACCCAUUGUUUAACCUAACCUGGCAUGUUUCACACAAUACAUUAUAAGAGGCACAAAAAUCGAAUUAAUAAUGACUCCCUGAUCGAUUAUUUGCUGCGACUGAAUGAUUAUAUUAAAUUUUAUGUCAUUGCACAAAUGUUGUUUCAUUAAGAUUCAUGCAUUCCAAAUGCCUGCAAAACACAAAAGCCAAGAUGUAUGACAGACGAACAAGAUCCGAAAAGACACCGAUGUUUUUGUCCAAAUGGUAAAGUUGGUGAUAAAUGUCAGCACCUAGGUAAGCAAUGAGAGUAACCUCAUAGUAUGUAUGUAUACUAUUUAUAACAAAAGGAGAUCCGAACGAUCAGAUAUAAAACACGAGGAAAGAGGCGAGUAAAGAGGCUUAAAAAACGGCGAAGUAAUUUUAAAAAUAAAUAAGCCUGUUUAUUGAUGUAGCUAAGUAGCUAGCUUUUUUAAUAUGCUUUGUUGCCGUUUAUGUGUAACGGAUCGUCAAGCCUUCCUGUUUGAUUUGUAUAUUCCAUUAUUGAGAUCGAAAACGACAUCUAUCAAGUUUACUACACGUAAAUUUUCCUGUGUUGUCGUUGUAAGGUUCGACUGCUCGAAUCAUUUGUGUCGGUUCUUUUUUCAUUCAGAUCGAACGCAUGCAUUCCACUUCAUUGGUCGAACUUUCAUUGAAAUUCAAGACCGAGCGCGCAUCCAUUUCCUUUGUUAUCAUUUAUAAAAUGUGUUGAAUUUGAAAUUAAUUACAUUGAUUUUCAAUUAUAAUACGCAUGUUAUAUAAGAACGUUUUUUAUUGCCUGAAAUGUCUGCUCAAUGACGCGAUUGAGCUAGCAUGGCAAAAAACGCGCGAAACUUUUACCUCUCUAGGUGAAAUAUUUCCUCGAGAACUUUCAGAAAAUUUUCAUUUUUUAAUCAAAAAACUAUAACGUGUUGAAUAAAAACAGUCAGCCAUUUGCUUUUGACAGAUAAUUGAUUUACUUUAAUUUAACAAAAUUAUGCGUAAAAAGCCACAUUCAAAGCUUAUACUCGUGAAUCGACGAUAUUUGCCGUAUUUGCCAUAAAGUUGGGCAGAAAAGUUUGAGAAAAAAAACCCCACUUCUGACACAGAAAAACUAGUGAACUCGAUCAUGACUACAUUAAAAUAUCUACUGUUUCCAGGACAUAUAGGUAAUACCAGUGCAAGACAAAUGCAAAUUCAAGUAAAAAACAUAAACAUAGUCAGACCCCAACGCAAUGAUUAGUCUAUUGUAUACGACAAAACUGUAUUAACGCGACCUGAAGUAGUUAAAAAAAUUCAGAAUAAAUAUCCCUAACUAUCUGCUCUUUUCUUUGCCAAUAAAAUCAAAGCUUUAAAAUUUUGAGUUUUUAAAGCCCCACUUGCAUUUUAAUAUUUUAUUGCCGUGUAAAACUAAUGAUAAUAACAUGCAAUCACAGGUUGGUCGAUUUUCGGCGACCAUGCGAUAAAAAGUGUUUUAGUAUUUUGCUUGCCUUUGCUAGGAGAAACUGAAACUUAAUCAACAUUUGUAUUUGUAGUGUAUUAUAAUCUUGGAGAGCACGAAAAAUCGUAGCAGUUGAUCGAGGCACAAGCUAGACCAACUCUAGCGGUAUAUAGCGCCUGAGUUCCCGCGUGCUCAAUAACUUGAUUGAGCACUCUAAAUUAUGAAAACAUUCUUAAAUUUAAGGUCCAUGUGAAACGGCUGAGAAACGAUGUGGAAAUGGAACAUGUAUUCAAGUGGACGAUGUUGGAAAAUAUAGGUGUGACUGCUUCAAAGGCUAUGUUGGUUUCUACUGCGAAUUUAAGGGUAAGAUUACUAAUUUCCCUUCCAAAAAAUUGUGAGGAUGGAGUGAAAUAAAAUAAAUUUAGAUUUAUUAAUUUUGUCCAUAAAAUAUUUACAAGUAGAAAAAUAGUUACAAUACAACAAUAGGCUAGGAUUCGUUGAAAAUCCUUUUGGACUUUUAUUGUGAGCCCUCCACGAAUAACAAAAUAUUGUAAGAUUGAAAACUGCGGUUUCGAUUCGUUUAUAUAAUGUAAAAGUAUAUCAGCUUGCAACACAUGGUUUAGCAAAAUGAACUGCUUAUUCUGUAAUAACAUGCAUUACUUUCUAAUUUGACAAGAAAAUUCUGUUUAAAUUUAAUGAUUUUGAAUUGCACAUUUACUUUGUGCACGUCAUAUAAUAUCGUGAUUAUUUUUAUGUAAUAUUUCAAAUCCGACUAAGAGGAAUGGUCUAGAUUUCAAGUCCUCGCAACUUGAUUAAGCCCGACGCGAAGCCGGGGACUGGAUCAAAAUGCGAGGACUUGAAAUCUACACCAGUCCAAUUUGGAGCUUUUGAAAUUACUUCUCAUGCGACUAAUAAGUCACUACUUAAACGGAGAAGAAAUUAAUUUUGAUAUUGUCCAAGGACUGACUUUUAUUUUGACCCAAUACUAGGACUGGAUCAAUAUACUUCACCAGGUAUCCAGUAUUAUCAUGCAUGUGAGCAAAAUAAAUCAAUAUGGUUGACUAAUUUAUCAUGAGUUAUUAAUGAUUUUGAGAUAGUUAGAUGAGAUAGCAUUACAAUUCCAUACGAAUAGCUAGCUAAUACAAAACAUAAAGUUUUUUUAGGUGAAUCCGCAAAAUAACUUGCAUUUUAAGCGAACGAUAAAAUGCAGCUUUUCAAUAUUCUAAUCAGUUUCGACUGAUCAGCCGCAAUAAAUUAUGUUAGUUCUAUUUUUUUGAACUUAGAUCAUUGUAUUGCGAAGCCAUGCAAGCAUGGAGGAAAGUGUCAAUCGGACCAGGAAACUGGAGGUUUUAUUUGUGAUUGUCAUCAUACUGGCUACGUUGGACCUACGUGCAAUCAUAUAGGUGCUGUAGAAAACUAUAUUAAUAUUAGUUUGGGCUUAAAAUUCCAAACGACACAAACGUAUUAAGAUUCGUUACCAUUCUUUCUUUUCCAAACAUAUAAUCCUCCUCAUCAACAACAACAACAACAA
Paramuricea clavata is the source of this 19845-nucleotide messenger RNA. Lineage: Eukaryota; Metazoa; Cnidaria; Anthozoa; Malacalcyonacea; Plexauridae. The record is from the annotation of a GenBank genome assembly.